Molecule: messenger RNA, 3521 nt
Organism: Hemicordylus capensis (graceful crag lizard)
Lineage: Eukaryota; Metazoa; Chordata; Lepidosauria; Squamata; Cordylidae
Gene: TMEM248
Product: transmembrane protein 248
Exons: 7
Coding region: 177-1121 (314 amino acids)
Source: RefSeq, a predicted model, not a curated record
AGGGCGCCGCUCGCUAGCCCGCUGGAGGAGCGACGGAAAUGUGUCCGUGCGCGGCCUCCGUCUUCCUGUCUGCCUCCCUGCGGGCGGGGCAGCCAAAGAGGAGGAGGAUGCAGCCCCGGCGCUGAGAGAGCCCGCCGCGCCCCCCGCCGCCGCCCCCGGCGGGCCCAGCCAGCACCAUGCUCAGCAUCAACCCUCUGGAGAACCUGAAGGUCUACAUCAGCGGCCGCCCGCCCCUCGUUGUGUUCAUGGUCAGCGUCAGCGCCAUGGCCAUCGCCUUCCUCACCCUGGGCUACUUCUUCAAAAUCAAGGAGAUCAAGUCGCCCGAAAUGACCGAGGACUGGAAUACUUUCCUGCUGCGCUUCAACAAUCUGGACUUGUGCAUUUCGGAGAAUGAGACCCUAAAGCACCUCAUGAAUGACACCACCACUCAAGACAGCGCCAUGACCAGUAGCCAGGCCCGGCCCUCCACUCCCUCUCCCCAGACACUAGAGGAUUCUGGCCCCAUCAACACCUCUGUUGCCAUCACUCUGACACUGGACCCCCUCAAGCCCUUUGGGGGCUUCUCCCGGAAUAUCACCCACUUGAGCUCCACCAUUUUUGGACACCAAAUCGGCCUCUCAGGCCGAGAAGCUCACGAGGAGAUCAACAUCACCUUCACCUUGCCGGCUGCCUGGAACUCGGACGACUGCGUUCUGCACGGCCACUGUGACCAAGCUGUCUUCCCCACCUGCAUGACUGUGACAGCGGCCUCCACUGUCUUUCCUGUCACCGUGCAGCCUCUGCACUGCAUUCCGGAGACCUACAUCAACGCCACCUUCUGGUACAAAAUCUUCACCACGGCGAGGGACUCCAACACAAAGUACUCCCAAGACUACAACCCUUUCUGGUGUUACAAAGGCGCCAUCGGCAAGGUCUACCAUGCAUUAAACCCCAAACUGACGGUUAUCGUUCCUGACGACGACCGCUCGCUCAUCAACCUGCAUCUAAUGCACACCAGUUACUUCCUCUUUGUGAUGGUCAUCACCAUGUUCUGCUAUGCAGUCAUUAAAGGCAGGCCCAGCAAACUACGGCAGACCAGCUCCGAGUUCUGUCCUGAAAAGGUUGCUUUUUCAGAAGCAUGAUCUCCAUCGCCUCCUUCCUCCCAAAGUGACUGUCCGAGUCUGCUCUCUGCUGAGCCCAGAACUGGGCCCCCCGAUUCGUUACGGAUUCCACUCUCUUCUACUGUUGGGUUAUUCCAACCAAAGACAUUUUAAGUGCCUGUAACACGGUUAUUUAUAUAAAAGUCUGUGCUUGGAACAGGGGGAGCCAGUGUGGUUGGCCGCUGCCUGGGACCAUUUUGAACUCUUUCCUCCUCUGAUGUGGGACUGUUGUGUGAUGGUCUGACUCUGCCUAGUUGGAGGCCAGAGAUUAUUUCUGGUCUUGCGUUGGGACAAUUCGGAUGCCUUUUGCAAGCGUCUCGAAAAAGCACCUUAUCUCCCCCCCCCACCCCCGUCUAGCGGUCUGUCCGAAGCGGUUUUGCAUCUCAGAUCCAAUCCUGUAACGCCAAAACCACUGAUGCACUCUGUGGGUUCACUGUGUCCGUGACUGACCAUCUCUUCCUUUCCCCGUUUGCUCCCUGCUUGCAGAAAGAUACCAAUGUUUCUAGAUUUGUUUCGAAACAAUAUUCUCUCUCUCUCUCUCUCUCUCUCUCGAGAGAGAGAGAGAGAGAGAGAGAGAGAGAGAGAGAGAGAUACAUAUUCAUGUGUUAAUUCUGGCUGUAGUGCAGGAAGAUUGAUGGCGUAGUUUUAGAUGAAGAAAAGCGAGAGAGGUGAGGUUGCACUCUGCGUUCUAGUUCCAAAGCGACACUUGAAGCCGAUAACUGCUUGGCUUCCCGCUGGCUUCCUCCUGGACCAAUCGGGGCUGUUGCUGUGAGGCAACCUUUCGUAUGCAGGUACAUCUGGUGAGUUGGAGUUCCUGGGACUAUACCAUUUCAGGUGGGGGUGGGGGAGGAGAUGCCGAAUGCUUGUGCACACCCCACAUCAGAGCCUCCACUUGCGUAUCGGAGAGUGGGUUUACGGGUCGCUGCCUCUCUGGCGCGAUGCGAGCUUUUUAUGAGGAUGAAAUGGAAGAGUCGCAGGACUCCGCUUGGUUCAUCAGCACAGUAGGGCAGUUCUUACCAUUGGAAAAGAAUAUUCCGUUGGGCUUGGGGGACCCUCAUGAAAGGGGUUAAAGGACACUGGUGUUCUAUUGCUGGGUCAGCCUCUUAGUAACACCCUCAAACCACAUCUCCAUAGACCCAGUUUGGUUGCAGCUGAUUGUUAUCUGCGCGGAAAGAUUACCAGCCCACUUGGGCUGCGGAGGAGGCAAGCCGUCCUUGCAGACUUCCCAGUGGGUGCUUAAGGCUGGGCUCUUCUGCCUUUGCUUGACGGAGGGCUGCUUUCUUACAGGUUUUCCUUCUCUGUCCUUUCUGGAUGGCCUCUUGGUUUGCACAGCCUUCUCCAAUCCAUCCUCCAGUUUCACUCUUGACUUUAAAAAAAAAAGGCAUAGGGGAUCCUUUUUGUCACUGCUUUCAACACAGUUCUGGCUGCCUUAAUAGUUCCCCAUCUUCUGAGCUCUCCUGCCUGAUAGCACCCUUCCCCUUCUGGAGUCACCCUUCCCUCUGCUUUUAUUCUCCCAGAGUAGUUUGAGAACUCCUUGGUUGGCAUUUUGCACAGAAGGACACAAUGCGCGGCUUGCUUUCACGCCACAGAGUCCCUGCAUUGGUUUUGUUUGCUUGUGGGGUGCCUUGGGACCGUCUCCAGGCCUGUGAUGUUCUUUAGGGGGUUCUAGUCCUGGGGUCAAGAAUCUGGGGAGGGAAUCUGAGUAAGAAUACUGAAAAAGGGGAUGGCUCUCUUAGAAUUGGAGGCUGGCGGGGCGGGAGGGAAUCCCAGCACCACAGAAGUUUUGAAUGUCCUAUUUUGAAGUAGAUUCUUGAAAACAGAAUAUUGUGUUACUCUCACCUUUUGCUUGUAUGGUCCUUUGGGAAGGUCCGGGGGGGGGUACUUGGAAAGUGAUUCCAAGGAGUUGGGGGGCGGGGGGAAAACUGAGGCAGGAGGAGGGCAGGACGGCAUCGUGUGGCAGGAAGAAGGCUGCUUGUGGAAUAUUGCAAUGGUUGUUCGGAUCAUAUUGAUCUUAGCUUUUUUUCCUUCUUCUAUUCCCCCCCCCCCCGCCGCCCCAUUUUUCACUAUUACUUGAAUCAGUUUUGAUUCCAUUUGUGUCUCCUCGUUAGAAAUCUGCCAUUCCUGAUUGAAUUGUUCUUUGGCAUUCUGUGAAGUUUCCCGACCUUGUUUCUCCUCUUCCCUCCACCCCCCUCCCGCAGCCGAGAAUUUCCUCUGCGGGGAAUGCAGGGUUAAGAUGGCAUUUCACUCGUAUGUGGGCCUGAAGGUCAGUAAUGGAUUUGGGUAAUGACAUUUCUCUCCUAGGUUAAUUUUUGUGUGCGUGUGUGUUUGUAAGAUGUGGAUAUUGCUUUGCAGAAUAAAGUUUAUUACUAUCGGUCCCCUCAA